AUGCGAACGCCCAGUCCGCUUGUGAUGGGCGGCUCCGCGUACAUGUGUUCUGACCAGAGCCCAUGGGCUGUCAGCGCCGACCUUGCUUACGGCUUUGCUGCCGUCUCGAUCCCGGGUGGUUCUGAGUCAAGCUGGUGCUGUGCUUGCUACGAACUUACCUUCACCUCGACUUCAAUCGCCGGCAAGAAGAUGAUCGUCCAGGCUACCAACACUGGUGCCGAUUUGGCUGAGGGCCAAUUCGACUUGGCCAUUCCAGGUGGUGGUGUCGGUAUCUUCAACGCCUGCACUGCUGAGUGGAAUGCUCCCUCCUCCGGCUGGGGUGCUCAGUACGGCGGUAUCUCAAGCAACACCUGCUCGGCCUUUCCAUCCGCCCUUCAGCCAGGCUGCAACUUCCGCUUCGGUGACUUCUUCGAGGGCGCCGAUAACCCGACUGUCGACUACAAGCAGGUGACCUGCCCCAAGGCCUUGACGGACAAGACUGGCUGCAUCCGUGCUGGUGAGACACCAACUGGUAGCGGUGCAUCGAGCUCUGCUGCCGCCCCAGCUUCGAGCUCUACAUCCGUUGCUUCAUCUUCGGUCAGCUCUGCCGCUGCAGUUGCAUCGUCCGCCAGCUCUUCGGUUGUCGCACCUGUCGCCUCUUCCUCUACCUCUGCGGCUGCCGUUGCAUCAUCCGCUAGCUCGUCGAUCGCCGCACCUGUGGCCUCCUCUUCCAGCUCAUCUGCAGCCGCAUCGAUCGUGCCUGUAUCAAGCUCUGCUGCCGCACCACCAGCUUACUCUGCUCCUGCAACCGCCGUUUCAAGCUCUGCCUCGAGCUCUGUAGCUGCGCCAGUCAGCAGCAGCGCCUCAUCCUCAGCACUCGCAUCCUCCUCCCUGCCAGUCCCAGUCUCAUACGGUAGUGCAUCGAGCAGGAGCAGCAGCAGCGCCGCCGGUGCCGCCGCACCGUCCGGUACCACCCCUGCUGGUGGCGAUGAUGCCAACUGCAAUGUCCAGUACACAUACGUGUACGACUUGUAG
Messenger RNA from Recurvomyces mirabilis, 1014 nucleotides. RefSeq lists its product as uncharacterized. Lineage: Eukaryota; Fungi; Ascomycota; Dothideomycetes; Mycosphaerellales; Teratosphaeriaceae. The record is from RefSeq and is a predicted model, not a curated record. The coding region runs from base 1 to 1014 and encodes 337 amino acids. Gene Ontology annotation, biological process: carbohydrate metabolic process. The transcript has 3 exons. Gene Ontology annotation, molecular function: cellulase activity.